AUGCCAGAAAGUGACCGGGAAUCGACAAAGACCAAGUCCUCUGCCACGGCUUCGGCAGAUGCGCGUCCGUUUGAAUCCACACCUCUCCUACCAAAAGUCGAUGGGGAUGACACACCGCAAUGGGGAAAAUCAGUCACUUUUCGGGUGUUGUUUACAGCAUUCCUAGUCUCGGUGUCUUUUUCAAUCACACAGGUUCCCAUGAUCUACGCAUUUGGUGUGUUCACAUGCGAUGAGUACUACAAAACACAUCCAGACCCCGGACCAACGCCAGAACGAUGCCGAAUAACCGCGAUUGAAGCCAGCACAGCUAGAUCGGUUGCUUUGGUGGGAGCCGGUACCACCCUGUUUGGAGUCUUGAAUCUAUUCUAUACCGGAUGGGCCAUUAAGCGAUUCGGAAUCAAAUCGGCGUUAUUGACGAGCGUGUUCUGGCCUGCUGUCAGACUCGCAGUACAAAAUAUUGGCGUUCAAAUGGGUUACAGCAUUGGAAUCACCAUCAUCCAAGCCUCGCAGAUUAUCACGGUUGUGGGUGGACCGGCAGGAUAUCUUCUGGCCCUCAAUUCCUUCGCCACGGAGAUUGUCCUGCCUCAUGAAAGGACCGCGACAUUGGGUCGUUUGUCGGGAUGCUCCUUCUUCGGGACUGCGUUGGGCUACCUCUGCGGUGGACUGCUCAGCGACGCGUUUGGUAUCCCUGCUCCUUUCGAGGUGACUUUGGUACUGUUCAUCGUAUCGUGUAUAUGGAUUGCCGUUGCGUUGCCCUCUGUCCCGCUGCAUCUCACGCCCGAGAAUGAGAAGAGGUCUCGGUCCUUGCUGUCAUUUUUCGAGCCAUUGAAGAUGUUCAUCCCAAGGAAAUGGGUACUAGAGAACGGCCGUGUCCAGAAGGAAUACGGGAUCCUUCUCCUGGGCGUGGGAGCCUMUCUCGCCGUGCUUGCGACAGGCUACAUUCCUGUCUUGCUCMAGAUGUACUCCACARACGUGCUGCAAUUUGGAACUACGGAAAAUGGAUGGCUAAUUAGCCUAAACUCCCUCGUUCGCGGGCUCUUCCUGACUUUUGUAUUUCCCGUUGUUAUUACCAGAGGUAGAGCAUGGAUCGGCCGUCGCCAAAACAACGCGGAGAGAAUUAGUCGAGAAGAAUCCGCCAUUCCGGACCUUCCUACCGCGACUGGAGAUUUCGAGCCUGGUGUGAUGAGUGAAAGCACCGAGCCCACCGAGCCGCUCAAACCGCGUGUUGGCGAGGAAGAAUCUUUUGUUUUUGACCUCUACUACACUCGCUAUUCAAUCCUGGUGGACGGGAUUCUCACUGGUCUUGCCACUUUCACCUCGCAAGGCUGGCACAUGUUUCUGAUAGCAUUAUUACUACCCCUGGCAGCGGGAACGGGUAGCGCGGCAAAGGGCACUAUCCUCAUGAUGUGCGCCCCGGAAGAAAGAGCAGACGCUCUCAGUGCCAUCAGUCUGAUGGAGAUGGUCGGACGUCUAUCAUCAACCGGCGCAUUCGGCCUGGUCUUUUCGGCCUUUGCGACCAUUGGCAAGCCAUAUUACACUUUUACCUGCAAUGCUGGAGUCGCGGUCUUUGCGUUUGUGAUUUUGUACUGCGCAAAGUUUCCUCCUCGUGGGAGCAGGAGGGUAUACGCUGAUCAGGAUGAGGACUGA
Molecule: messenger RNA, 1647 nt
Organism: Ramularia collo-cygni
Lineage: Eukaryota; Fungi; Ascomycota; Dothideomycetes; Mycosphaerellales; Mycosphaerellaceae
Exons: 1
Coding region: 1-1647 (548 amino acids)
Biological process (GO): transmembrane transport
Cellular component (GO): membrane
Molecular function (GO): transmembrane transporter activity
Source: RefSeq, a predicted model, not a curated record